AUGAUAUUAGUGAAGAUGGAUAACAUGUCUGCUCCCUCAUCACGGGAGCGUGCACAGCGCCUUUAUGAAAAGAACCUUGAAUUGGAGAAUAAGCGUCGAAGAUCUGCUCAAGUGCGGGUCCCAUCCGAUCCAAAUGCCUGCCAACAAAUGCGUGAGAAUUAUGAAGCAAUAAUUCUUGAGGAUCAUGCUUUCUCCGAGCAGCACAAUAUUGAAUUUGCACUUUGGCAGUUGCAUUAUAAGCGGAUUGAGGAGUUUAGGGCAUACUUCAAUGCAGCCGUCUCUUCUACUAACUCAAACCCAACACAGGGAGGAAAAGGCCCUGUGCGGCCUGAUCGGGUAACAAAAAUAAGGCUUCAGUUUAAGACUUUCCUUUCAGAGGCAACAGGAUUUUAUCACGAUCUUAUCAUUAAAAUCAGAGCAAAGUAUGGGCUUCCACUUGGUUACUUUGAGGAUUCAGACAAUCGGAUUGCGAUGGAGAAAGUUGGAAAGAAAUAUGCUGAUAUGAAGAUAGGUUUAGUGUCUUGUCAUCGUUGUCUGAUAUACUUGGGGGAUCUUGCUCGUUAUAAAGGAAUUUAUGGUGAAGGUGACUCAAUAAACCGUGAGUUCACAGCAGCCUCUAGCUACUACUUGCAAGCUGCAUCUCUUUUGCCUUCAAGUGGGAAUCCCCAUCAUCAGCUUGCAUUAGUAGCUUCAUAUUCUGGAGAUGAGCUGGUGACUAUUUAUCGGUACUUUCGUAGUCUGGCUGUGGAUAGUCCUUUUAUAACUGCAAGAGAAAACUUGAUAGUUGCAUUUGAGAAGAACCGUCAGAGUUUCUCUCAGCUACCCGGUGAUACUAAAAUUCUUGCUGUCAAGGAAUCUUCAGGAAGACCAACUGGCAAAGUAAGAGGAAAAGUUGAAGCAAAACUUGCAACAAAGGCAGCUAGUGCUAGAAUCAAAGAAGCAUCCAGUAUACAAGAAACUUAUAAAUGCUUUUGCACUCGCUUUGUACGCCUAAAUGGAAUCUUGUUCACUCGUACAAGUCUCGAGACCUUCACCGAAGUUCUUGCCGUUGUUAACGCUGGUCUGCGCAAACUUCUUUCUUCAGGGCAAGAUGAGGAGCUGAGUUUUGGCACUGAUGUGACCGAGAAUGAACUUGUCAUUGUCAGAAUUGUCUGCAUCAUAGUAUUUACAAUUUAUAACGUGAAUAAGGAAUGUGAAGGUCAAACUUAUGCAGAAAUUGUACAGCGUGCUGUUCUUCUUCAGAAUGCAUUUGCUGCAGCUUUUGAAUUGAUGGGUUACAUGAUAGAGAGAUGUACAGAGCUGCGUGACCCAUCUUCUAGUUAUCUUCUACCCGGAAUUUUGGUUUUUGUUGAGUGGCUGGCUUGUUAUCCAGAUCUAGCUAAAGGCAAUGAUGUGGAUGAGAAUCAGGCUACUAUCAGAUCAAAAUUUUGGAAUCAUUGUAUAUCCCUUUUCAAUAGACUGCUUUUAGUUGAGCCUAUGUCCAUUCUUGAUGAGGAGGAAACUUGCUUUAAUAACAUGAGCAGGUAUGAAGAAGGGGAAACUGAAAACCGUCUUGCUUUGUUCGAGGACUUUGAGUUAAGGGGAUUUGUUCCACUGCUUCCUGCACAAAGUAUCUUGGACUUCUCUAGGAAUCAUUCUCUUGGAAAUGAUGGUGAAAAGGAAAGAAAAGCUCGGGUCAAAAGGAUUUUAGCUGCAGGGAAGGCUUUAGCAAAUGUUGUUAGGGUUGACCAGAAAGUGAUAUAUUUUGAUUCAAAGGCUAAGAAAUUUACAAUUGGUGUUGAGCCUCAAACCUCAGAUGAUUUCGUUCUUGCUACAUCCUAUUCAGGCAUUCUCAGUACAGAAAACUUUCUGCAAGAAAAUCCAGGAGACGAAUCAAUGGUGGAAGUUGUUCAAUCAAAUCAAGAUCGGUAUAUAGAGGAAGAUGAGGAUGAAGUUAUUGUUUUCAAGCCUGUAGUGUCUGAGGCUCGAGCUGAUGUGGUUGUCUCAUCAUGGGCUCCCCAUGAGGGUUUGGGGCCUUCUCUAAAAGCAUUUGAAGGGGAUUUAAACAUUCAUGAAAGUUCUACUUCCAACCCUCUCAAUAAUAUAAACCAUCAAACUUUGCCUGUUUCUGUUAGCGGUAUGAUGCCUCAAAACAUCCAACCAGUGCAAACAUCAAGGUGGAUUACGGAGGAAAUUUCUCUUGGCAACAAUUUUGAAGCUCUUCGCUUAUUUGAGAAUGGGCAUGUAACGAAACCUGGCCUACAAGAAGCUGUAGACAUCUCAAACCGUGUAGCGUUUCCUAUUCCUGUUCAACAAUCUGUUGCUGCUGAUACUAAUGGUGUGUUUCAGGGUCUUCCAAAAUCUUCAGAAUCUUUGAUACCAUCCAAAGUUGAUGCUAUUGCAUCUUCAGGAGUAAUUACGGAUAAUUUAUAUGGGAUGACCACACCAGCCUUGCAAGCUAGUUUGAGAAAAUCUCCAGUCAGUCGACCUGCUAGGCACAUAGGACCUCCUCCGGGCUUUAGUCCCUUUCCUUCCAAACAAGGUGGUGAAUACUCUGUUUCAGAUACAAUAAGUGGGAAUCCAAUUAUGGAUGAUUAUGGUUGGUUAGAUGGAUAUCAUUUGGAUUCAUCAACUACUGGUUUAAGCUCUAAUGGUCCUCUGGCUUACGCACAAUCAAAUUCUCAUCAAGUCAGUAACAAUGGCUAUAGUGGGACGGUUAGCUUUCCCUUCCCUGGAAAAAAAUUUCCAUCUGUGCCUCUUCAGGUGGAGAAACAAAAUGGUUGGCAUGAGUAUCAAUCAAAUGAGCAUUUAAAAUCACACGCUGAUCAGCAGCUGCGACCUCAACAACAGCUCACAAAUGGAAACCAGCAGUUUUCUCCUCUGCCCGAGCAAUUUCAAGGACAAUCAAUUUGGACAGGUCGUUACUUGGUGUGA
This is a messenger RNA of Lathyrus sativus (Indian pea), 2913 nucleotides long. Lineage: Eukaryota; Viridiplantae; Streptophyta; Magnoliopsida; Fabales; Fabaceae. The record is from the annotation of a GenBank genome assembly.